Lytechinus pictus (painted urchin) is the source of this 4701-nucleotide messenger RNA. RefSeq names its product amidase-like. The record is from RefSeq and is a predicted model, not a curated record. The transcript has 12 exons. Gene Ontology annotation, molecular function: catalytic activity. Lineage: Eukaryota; Metazoa; Echinodermata; Echinoidea; Temnopleuroida; Toxopneustidae. Bases 610 to 2202 code for a protein of 530 amino acids.
AAUGAUUGUGAUGGUGUUGGUGAUGAUGGUGGUGAUGAUGAUGAGGACGACGAUGAUGACAAUGAUGAUGAUGAUGAUGAUGAUGAUGAUGGCGACGACGACAAUGACAAAACACUAAGGGGCGUGGCGCAACAUGGAGACAGGGGACGACUGCCUCCUCUGUUUUUUUUUAAGUCGUGAACUGAGAAAGGAAGAACCGUGAGGAAAAUAAAUGAUACGUCUGGGUCGUCCAACGCACCCUCUUAACAAUUUUCGUCACAAUGAUGACGAAGGCUAUGGAAGAAGAAGAGGAUAUGAUGAAUUGUUCCAUCCAGGCCUUAUCAGAAUAUAUAACUUUGAAAUGUGGAUAAUAUCAUGUUUUUAAUACAUGUGAAUAUCGCUUAAUUGCACAAAACAUGAUUUUUUGAAAUAACUGCUGAGAACAAGGAAAAUACACAUGGAUGCUUCGGUUUUAUCUAGUAUGGGAACUGAAAAUAAUGAACCCUAAAUGUAAACGUGUAUCGAGCCUGACUUGACCUUUUAGACUGAAGUUCAAGCGAUUAUAAAUCACAUGAUAUAGGCCUACUGAUAUUAAUGUGUCUGGUUUGACUCUUGGACUGAUCAGAAACCAUGGAAGAGAAACAGCAGACAAAUAACAGCCAAACCAGAGGAAAUUAUACAAGAGAGUUAUAUUCUGCCCCUUGGGUUAGGAACCCUACUACUGCACAACUUGCAGAUGUGGCGAAAAAUCUAGGAUUUCAUUUAGAGGAUGAAGAACUCAAGGCUUUCCAUACAAUGAUAAAAGGUAACAUCGAUGUGAUCAACAGUACCGAGUCUUUGGUCGAGCCCCAGUUACCGACAAGGUAUCCCAGAUUACCUGGCUACAGACCAGACUCGACAGAGAACCCAUACAAUGCGUGGUACUGGAAAUGUGAAAUUCACGGAGCAACCUCUGGUGGAAAAUUGGCGGGAAAAAGAGUUGCUAUCAAGGAUAACAUCGCCGUGGCAGGGGUGCCAAUGAUGUAUGGCUGCCACGCCCUCGAAGGCUAUACACCAAACUUUGAUGCCACUGUAAUCACAAAGAUAUUAGAUGCUGGAGGAAUAAUCAAUGGGAAAACUGUAUGUGAGAACCUAAUCUCAUCUGGAGGAAGCUCAUCGGCUGCAAAGGGUCCUGUACUUAACCCACAUGAUACAACGCGCACAAGUGGAGGAUCGAGUUCUGGAAGUGCUGUUGUAGUGCAGGUAGGGGAUGCAGACAUGGCGAUCGGUAGUGAUCAGGGUGGAUCUGUCAGGUUACCAUCAUCAUGGACUGGUAUAGUAGGAAUAAAACCUACCCAUGGUCUCGUGCCUUAUACCGGAGCCUUGGGGAUGGAUGCUGCCAUUGACCAUCUUGGACCUAUGGCACGGACGGUCAAAGACUGUGCCCUCCUUCUCGAGGUUAUUGCUGGCUACGAUGGUGGAAUGGAUCCUCGCCAGCAACCGAACAUUACUGUUCCAGAAUAUACAAAAGAGUUGGAGAAUUCAGAUGUCAACGGACUGAAGAUCGGAAUACUUGAAGAAGGGUUCACGGCACCCAAUGCUGAUCAACGAGUCAACACUCUUUUAAAAGACGUCAUCAACAGACUAGCUGAUGUGGGAGUUGGUAUCGAGGACACAUCUAUACCUCUACAUACACAAGGAGGUGCAAUUUGGCAAUGUACAGAAGAGGGUAAUCACGAAAACAUGUUCAGACUUGGAGGAAACGGAACUGGGCACACGGGAUAUUAUCCAACAAGUUUUGCCAUCGCAUUGGGUAAAAUGUUCACGUCGAGACCAGAUGAUUUACCAGAUACAAUGAAGCUAGUUAUGUUACAAAGCGAAUAUUUGAAGCAGAACUACAUGAGCCAGGUGUACUGUAGAGGUAGAAAUCUUGUCUUUCCUCUCCGCCAGUCAUACGAUGAUGCAUUGAAGACGGUAGAUGUAUUAGCUCUACCAACCAUUCCAUUCACAGCCACUAAGCUUCUCCAGAAAGGGACAACGAUGCAAGAAUACUUCAAGAACUGCCUUGAGAUGGCCCAUAAUUCAAUUGGCUUUAAUCUGACUGGUCACCCCGUUCUCAGUGUAAAUGCAGGAUUCAUCGAUGGUUUACCUGUAGGUCUUACGCUAGUUGGAAGACACUAUGAUGAACUUACCGUCUUUAAGGUUGCACAGGCCAUUGAGAACGUCAGAGAUUCUGCCAAUUAAGUGAAUAUUCUUCUUCGAGUGCACACUAUUGAAAAAACCCAUUAGGCUAUCCAAAUGUGUUAUAUGCCUGUUGGAAAAUUAUAAAUUUGCAUUUUUUUACAGCCGUGCACAUAAUGCAGGUUAAUGAGGUUAUUGAGAUUUUGUAAAAUAAGUGAAUAGAAUCUUGGAAUCAAUCACAUUCACUCCAUCUAUUAUCUCAUUGAUUCAUCUCGUUCGAAAUUUCUCGUUGAAACUGCUUGUUGAAUCAUGGGGAACACAAUCAUCGUCAAGGUUGCAUUGUCAGGCAAUUGAAAAACGACUUGUGUGAGAUUCUUCACAAUUAUUGAACUUCGCCCCCGACUCCGCCAUGCUCUUUUUUUUAAAUUAAUUUACUUAACUUUCUCUGUGAACAGUUUCACAGGAAAACAAUUCUUUAUAAUGAAGCUAAAUGGGCUCUUCUAAUCAAACACACUUCGUAAUUUAGCGCCCCAAUUUUUCUGUAGAUUCCCUCCCCUACUCAAUUUAGAGAUGAUGAUAGAAGUAGAUCAUUCCCAAUGUGAGCUAUAAUAUUUUUCGUAUCGAUUAUUCGAAUGAGGCAGAUGUAUAAUCAUCUCAUACAAUUAUGUUUAUUGAUAUUUCAGUUAUUUUUGUUUAAAGGGCUUAAGGCUGGAAAUACUAAUAUCUGAAUUUAAAGUGUUAAACUAAAGUAAAAAUAAAAAUCAUCAAAAUUUCAUAAAAGUUUAAAGAUCAAGGCUACCUCAUAAAAAUGUUGAUUUCAAUCAAAAGAGAAAAAUCAGACAAGCAUGAUGCUGAAAAUUUCAUCAAAAUCGGAUAUUAAAAAAAAAAAAAAAAAAGUUAUUACAUUUAAAAAUUUUCGCUUGUUCACACGCAAAUGAGAAAAUCGAUGAUGUCCAUGACUAUUUCUUUUGUUUUUAUUUUUUGAAUUAUACAAUAUUUCAAUUUUUACAGAUUUGACAAUAAGGACCAGCUUGACUGAACCAUAUAAUGUUAAACAAUGGUGAUUCCACAUGUUCAGUGAGAAAUAAAACUUUGUUUUACAGGACAAUGGGGAGAAAAUUAGAAUAUUUCAUAUUUAUUAAAAUAAAAUACAAAAGAAAAAGUGAGUGAGUGAUGUCAUCAUUUCCCUCUUUUGCAUUCCGACCGGGAUGAGCAUAUAACUAUUGUGUGAAAUAAAGCAAAAGUGAAAAAUUUCAUAACUUUCUUAUUUUGCAUCCGAUUUUGAUGAAAUUUUGAGUGUUAUGCUCGUUUGGUUUUUCUCUUUUUAUUAAAAUCAACUUUGUUUCGGACUUGACCUUAAACGAAAUUAGUGAAUCCCAUUAUUCAGCAAUACAUUUUCUGAAAACACAAGUCAUGACUAACAAACUGCCUGCAUGCCGUCAUGAAUUUCUAAUAGGUGGGCUGUAUAAGUUUUAGCAGUGAUGAUCUUAUACAUCAGAACAGUAGUCAAUCCUAUCAGCAUGAUCCAUUACUUCUUGCCGAUAACUACAGUACUUGUAUAACUAAACAUGAUUAUUCUAGAAUAUGAAUUUAUUCCUAAACCCGACUUUAACAUUGACUUGUAUUUCAAAUACUUGUGUAUUGUACAUUUUUGAGUGAACCAUGUAUACCUGAGUUGGAAUUAUUUCCUCAUGUUGACAUGUUUUCAUCAUAUUUUGUUUUGUUCUGUGUAUAUACAUGUGUGUAUAAACCAGUGAAAAAAGAAUUUCCUUUAUGGACAAUAAAGUUAUUCUAUUCAGUUCAGUUCAAUUAUAUUUUUACAUUCUUAUCGAUGGUGAAUAAACAUUAUUUCACAUAAUAAAGUACAAAAGAAUAAGUGUGUGUGUAGGGGGGGGGGGUGAAAUCCAUCAGCUCGAUUAGUACAUAAUUAUUCAUGAUGACAUGUAUAAUGCUAAACAUUAAAAUGGCUUAACAUUAUUGCUCCAUGUCAAAUUUAAAGAAAAUUUAGUGUGGAGUUUGGUUUUCUGGCUAGAAUAUAUACCCCUUUAAUGAAUUAGAUUGUAAUUACUUAUUUUUUUUGUAGUGUUCUGUUUUGUCGUAGAGAAUAUAUACCGAAGGAUAGAAAAUCAUUAUGAUGUAUUAUAUAAUUAUUAAAGAUAUCAUAACUAAAUUUAUCCUAACUAAUAUCAUAUCAAUCAUAUGAAAUAAUUAUAAGUCCAAAACACCAUCGAUAGUCUCAUCUGAUGUCACAAUUUACGGCGUAUUGCGUCACUCAUUAUAGGGAGUUAUGGCAAUCGCUAUGCAGAACAGUAUCUGGAACGGGGAGAAUCUAUUGUCAAAUGCCCUUCAUUACAAUGAAGUCUUUAUCGAAAGUCGGUGAAUUGAAACAACAGUUUCGUCCGUGACAUCGACAUCGGACAAAAUGACAUAUUUGCCUUUUUGUCAGCUCCAAAACGUCGGACCAUACUACUGUUCCGAUUCACCAAUUUUCAAAACAAACUAUAUUACCAGUAAGGUGAUAAUUGUGUUGAAUUAUUGAAAAAUAAAUAUCUUGCCACAGUA